AUGACGGGGGCACCUCCGCCUGUGCCUGGCGGGGGAGUCCGAAACCAGAUCCAAGGUGAUGUUUUGGCAGGCAAAGUCCGGCCACCGACUGAGUCAUCGUCGCCCAACAAACUCGGGGACCGGGAAACUCAACAUACAAAGAAAAGGGCUAAACCCAUGCUGGCGGAACCCACAGUAAGUGGAGAAGAGGAUGUCAUCCUUGAUGAUUCCAUGGAGUCACCGAACGCAAUGCCGCAAAAAGGUCCGACAAAGGCAUGGGACCAAGGAACUAGUACAGCGAGAUGUUUAUUCAGCGAUGUGAUCCGAACUGAUAGGUGGUAUGUAGCCGAUUCAGAUUCGGAGGAGUGUGCGGAAGCCAUCCUUGAAGAUGGCCUAGAGUUUACUGCUGAUGAGGAAAUUGACCCGAUCUGCCCGGAAAUCCAAUUUUCUGCUGCUGAGAAGCGUAGCUUCUGCCUCCCAUGGCGUUCAGCCCUGGUGGUUAAGGUCCUGGGGAGAACUACGUCUUACACGGCCAUAUCACGCCGCCUGAACCAGUUAUGGGCGAAAGCUGGAGGGUUACAGAUCACAUACACUAGGAAUGGGUUCUAUCUGGUACGAUCUAUAAGUGGGGUGGAUUAUGAGAGAGCGAUCACAGGAGGUCCAUGGAUGGUGGGAGACAACUAUCUCACAGUGCAUAUGUGGCAUAAAACUUUUGACCCCUAUGAGAGAGAAAUCCUAUCUACGAAGGUCUGGGAACGUCUACUAGAGAUACCAAUCCAAUUUUUCCACGAGAAUGCGGUGAUGAAAAUUGCUCAGCGGAUUGGGAAACCGUUUCGUGUUGACCAAGCGACCAUUACAGCUGAUAGAGGGGAAUAUGCUAGAGUGUGCAUGCAAGUAGAUCUCACCAAGCCGCUACUGUCACAGUUCCGGAUUGAAGGCAAGAAAUACUUCAUAGCAUACGAAGGACUGGAAAAAAUCUGCCUCCACUACGGUCAGUAUAGGGAGAGGACGGUAUGUCAUUGUGAAAAACAGGGGGAGACACAGGAUCAACCAAUGCCCAGUUCCCCACAGGCUAGCCGACCCCCGGAACCUACUACUCCUUAA
Messenger RNA from Linum trigynum, 1083 nucleotides. NCBI's taxonomy places the organism in Eukaryota, Viridiplantae, Streptophyta, Magnoliopsida, Malpighiales, Linaceae. The record is from the annotation of a GenBank genome assembly.